Molecule: messenger RNA, 1537 nt
Organism: Paramecium octaurelia
Lineage: Eukaryota; Ciliophora; Oligohymenophorea; Peniculida; Parameciidae
Source: the annotation of a GenBank genome assembly
AUGCUUUGCUCUUAUAAGUAUUGUGGAUUGUCUAAUAAAGCCUAAUCUGAUGGUGUUAUUUCAUGUCCUUUGUGCUAUUAGAUUAGGUAUUGCUCAUAAAGAUGUAAGGAUCUUGAUUGGUAUCAAAUGUUGUUAAUUUUAGGACAAUAUCUCAUAAAUUAAAUUGCAAGGGAAAAUAAUAGAGAUAAACAGAUAUAAAUGAUACUCAAUCUACUCUCAAAUCUAUUGGCAAGAAUAUUGACGAUUUUGAAAUUAUAGUUAAAGAUGGGAAGUCUGAAUUAGGAAAAGGCAGUUAUGGUUAAGUCAAGCUAGUAAAGGAUCGUUAAAAUGGAUAAUUGUAUGCCAUGAAAAUAGUAAUUAGUUACCAUAUAUAAAUAGUUAAACAAAAAGAGAAUAUUUGAGUUUUGGUCAAUAGAAAACCUAAAAAGAGAAAUUAAAAUUCAAAGAAGAUUAGCUCAUCCACACAUUGUUAGAUUAUAUCAUUAUUUUGAAGAUAAAGAAAAUGUCUAUUUGAUUUUGGAAUUGGCAGAUAAUGGGAGUUUAUUUUAAUAUAUAAGAAAAAGAAAAAGAUUACCAGAAAAAGAAGCCUUUGUCUAUUUUUUUUAAACUUGUUUAGGAAUUGAAUAUCUACAUAAAAAGAAUAUUCUCCAUAGAGACUUAAAGCCUGAAAAUCUAUUGUUGGAUAAACAAGGAAACAUAAAAGUAUGUGAUUUUGGUUGGUCAGCUGAAGCCAAUUAAUCCACUAAAAGAACAACUUUCUGCGGUACUGUAGAUUAUAUGGCUCCAGAAAUGAUACUUAAUAAACCCUAUGAUUUUAAAUUAGAUAUUUGGUGUUUAGGAAUUUUAUUGUAUGAAUUAGUUCAUGGAUAUGCUCCUUUUAAAGGAAAAUCCAAUCAAGAAAUAACCUAAAAUAUAGUAAAUUUGUCAACGAUAGAGUUUAAUCAAAGUUGUUCUUUCGAACUUAAAGAUCUCAUUUGCAAUAUCCUUAAAUUUAAUCCAGAAAACAGACUUUCUUUAUUGCAGAUAUUUGAACAUCCCUUUAUGAAGAGAAACUACGAAAUUUAUAGAAUAGAUUUAAACCAAUAUCUUAAUAAGGAGGAAAAAAUUGAUAAUAGAUCUUUAUCUCCAGUUUAGGAAUAAAUAAAAACAAGGUAUUAUUAUAAUUUAUAAGAAAAUAGAAAUUUUGUAUUGCCUUAACACAGCUCGUCUCAUGAAUUGAAUCAUCCUCCAAUAUAGCAAACAUUUUCGAUUACAUAAAAAAAUUCUUUAGUCCUGAAUUACAAAGUUACUAAUUAACCAACUACUGGAACAUCUACGUCGAUAUCAACUGUAUCAAUAUUAUUUACUUUAGUAUUCUCAAGAAGAUGAAAUAAAGGCCAGAGUGAGUAGGGUUUCAUAAAGACAACAACAAGCUUAAUAAUAAAGAGAAAUUGGUUAGAUGAGAUAAUCCAAUAGUGAUAUCGGUUUUAUGGAUAGAGUAUUCUAAGCUUUAGGAUGUUUAAAUAGAGACAAAUAGCAAUAAAAUCAAUAAUUUUGA